UGCCACACUAAGGCUCUGUCCUUGAUAAUGAGAGGCUCACAGCAGAGGAGAUGGAUGAGAGGAGACUUCAGAAUGUGGCAUAUGAAUAUCUUUGUCACCUGGAGGAAGCAAAGAGAUGGAUGGAAGCCUGCCUGAAUGAGGAGCUGCCUCCCACGACUGAGCUGGAGGAGGGACUGAGAAAUGGAGUCUAUCUUGCCAAACUUGGAAACUUUUUCUCUCCCAAGGUGGUGUCUCUUAAGAAAAUCUAUGAUCGGGAACAGACCAGGUAUAAGGCAACUGGUCUCCAUUUCCGGCAUACUGAUAAUGUGAUUCAGUGGCUGAAUGCCAUGUCUGAGAUUGGCCUCCCCAAGAUUUUCUACCCAGAAACUACAGACAUCUAUGAUCGCAAAAACAUGCCGCGCUGCAUCUACUGCAUCCACGCGCUCAGUUUGUACCUGUUUAAACUGGGACUGGCUCCUCAGAUUCAGGACUUGUACGGGAAGGUGGAUUUCACAGAGGAAGAGAUCAGUAACAUGCGGCUUGAGCUGGACAAAUACGGAAUUCAGAUGCCUGCCUUCAGCAAGAUUGGAGGAAUUCUAGCUAAUGAACUCUCUGUGGACGAAGCAGCAUUGCAUGCUGCUGUGAUUGCCAUUAAUGAAGCAGUAGACCACCAAGUCCCGGCUGAUACACUUACGGCAAUGAAAAAUCCUAAUGCCAUGCUGGUGAAUCUCAGUGAUCUCCUGGCACCCACUUACCAAGACACACUGUACCGGGCAAAGCAGGACAAGAUGGAGAAUGCUAAAAACCGGAUUGCCUCUGAAAAUUCAGAGAGAGAGAGAGAUGUGUACGAAGAGCUGCUGACUCAAGCUGAGAUUCAGGGCAAUAUCAACAAAGUGAACACACAUACGGCUCUAUCAAAGAUCGAUCUGGCUUUGGAACAGGGAGAUGCAGUAGCAUUAUAUGAAACUUUAACAUCACCAUCUUUGGGGCUCCGAGGUGUACAGCGAGAAAAUUGUGACUGGUAUCUUAAGCAGCUCUUGAGUGAUAGGCAACAGAAACAAGAGAGUGGCCUGACAGGGCCCCUGCAAAAAGAAGAUUUGCAGCAAGGGGUAGAUGCAGCUAAUAGUGCAGCACAGCAGUACCAGCGAAAGCUGGCAUCAGUGGUGAGGAUUAAUGCUGCAGUCCGAAGUGGUGAUGCUGACAAGACUGUGGCUGAGCUGAUGCAUCCAGAGGCCCAGUUACCACAGGUGUAUCCAUUCGCUGCAGCCCUUUACCAGAAGGAGCUUGCCACCCUGCAGCAGCAGAGCCCCAGUGGGAACCUCACACACCCAGAGCUCUCGGUUGCAGUAGAGAUGCUGUCAUCUGUGGCCCUGAUCAACCGGGCUUUGGAUUCAGGGGAUAUGAACACAGUAUGGAAACAAUUGAGCAGUCCAGUCACAGGGCUUACCAACAUUGAGGAUGAGAACUCCCAGAGAUACAUCGAUGCCUUGAUGAAGCUGAAAGCUCAGGCACACAUGGAAGGGAAUGAGUUUAUCACAUGGAACGACAUCCAGUCUUGUGUUGACCGUAUGAACAUCGUAGUGCAUGAGGAACAUGAGAGGAUUUUAGCCAUUGGGCUUAUUAACGAAGCGCUAGAUGAGGGAGACACCAAGAAGACCCUUCAGGCCUUACAGAUCCCUGCAGCAAAACUGGAGGGUGUGACCCCAGAGGUGGCACAGCACUACCAGGACACGCUGCUACGAGCCAAGAGGGAGAAAGCCCAGGACACUCGGGAUGAGACAGCUGUGCUUUGGCUGGAUGAAAUUCAGGAUGGGAUUCAUCGGGCCAACAAGGACACGGAGGAGGCACAGAAAUUUUCUUUAGGAAUUCUGGCCAUUAAUGAAGCAGUGGACCGUGGUGAUGUUAGCCAAACCCUCAGUGCCCUGCGCUCACCUGAUGUCGGGCUUUAUGGAGUCACUCCAGAGUGUGCUGAGACGUACCAGCGAGAGUUGGCAGAAGCGAAGAAGAAGAAAAUGGCAGCAGGGGACAAUGCUAGUGAGUGGGUGAAGCAUUGGGUGAGAGGCGGCUACCAUUAUUACCAUAACCUGCGAAGCAGAGAUGGAGCAUGGGAUGAACCUUCAGGAUUUGUACACAACAGCACACAGCUCUCCCGAGAGGAGAUACAGAGCACCAUCUCUGGGGUUACUGCUGCUUACAACCGAGAGCAGCUCUGGCUGGCCAAUGAGAGUCUGAUCACCAAGCUGCAGGCUUGUUGUCGUGGAUACCUUGUUCGGCAGGAAUUUAACUCAAGAUUGAGUUUCUUGAAGAAGCAAGUCCCCGCAAUCACUUGCAUCCAGUCUCAGUGGCGUGGCUACAAGCAGCGGAAGGCAUACCAAGAUCGCUUGGGGUAUUUGCAAGCGCACAAGGACCAAGUAGUGAAGAUUCAGUCAAUGACCAGGAUGUAUCAAGCCAGAAAGCGGUACAGGAAUCGGUUGCAGUAUUUCAAAGACCAUAUAAAUGAUGUGAUAAAAAUCCAGGCCUUCAUCCGCGCAAAUAAAGCACGAGAUGACUACAAAACUCUCAUCAAUGCUGAAAACCCACCUAUGGUGGUGCUUCGAAAAUUUGUUCACUUACUGGAUCAGAGUGAUCAGGAUUUCCAAGAGGAGCUUGACCUUAUGAAGCUGCGUGAGGAGGUUGUGACCCUGAUCCGCUCCAAUCAACAACUAGAAAAUGAUCUCAAUCUCAUGGACAUCAAAAUUGGGCUCCUUGUGAAAAACAAAAUCACUUUGCAGGAUGUCGUCUCCCACAGCAAGAAGCUUACGAAGAAGAACAAGGAGCAGCUGUCUGACAUGAUGAUGCUGAACAAGCAGAAGGGAGGUCUGAAGGCUCUGAGCAAAGAGAAGAGGGAGAAGCUGGAGGCCUACCAGCACCUGUUCUACCUACUUCAGACUAACCCAACCUACCUGGCCAAGCUGAUUUUUCAGAUGCCUCAGAACAAAUCCACCAAAUUUAUGGAUUCUGUGAUCUUCACACUGUAUAACUAUGCAUCCAAUCAGAGAGAGGAGUACCUGCUGCUGCGGCUUUUCCAGACAGCUCUGAAGGAGGAGAUAAAAUCCAAGGUAGAUCAGAUACAUGAGAUUGUGACUGGCAAUCCCACUGUUAUUAAGAUGGUGGUAAGUUUCAACCGUGGCGCCCGUGGCCAGAAUGCACUGAGGCAGAUCCUGGCACCUGUUGUGAAGGAAAUCAUGGAUGAUAAAUCACUCAAUAUCAAAACUGAUCCUGUGGAUAUUUACAAAUCUUGGGUUAACCAGAUGGAGUCGCAGACUGGAGAGGCCAGGUAUGGGAGCUCCUGCUGCUUUCCUUUGUAUGCUCGGCUGUGUUACGCCAUCUGAUUUUUGCAACCCUGG
Molecule: messenger RNA, 3365 nt
Organism: Gavialis gangeticus (Gharial)
Lineage: Eukaryota; Metazoa; Chordata; Crocodylia; Gavialidae
Gene: IQGAP1
Product: IQ motif containing GTPase activating protein 1
Exons: 28
Coding region: 51-3350 (1099 amino acids)
Biological process (GO): regulation of actin cytoskeleton organization; regulation of GTPase activity
Cellular component (GO): cytoplasm; nucleus
Molecular function (GO): calmodulin binding; GTPase activator activity; actin filament binding
Source: RefSeq, a predicted model, not a curated record